AUGAACUUGCGUAAAGCGCACCUCGACAGCCCCUGGCCACCAAACGACCGAAAAGUCGGCGUCAUCCUAGUCGCCCAUUCCAUGGGCGGUUUCGUCGCCACCGACUGCCUCUUCCGCAUCCUCGACGAGCACCGCCAAACCCCCCCACCCGACGGCGCAGCAGCACCCACGCCCAUAUUCCCGCUCAUCCAAGGCAUCCUCGCCUUCGACACGCCGCUCAACGGCCUCGCCCGUUCCAUGUUCGUCUACGGCGCCUUCUCCAACUACCAAAAAGUCAGCCACGUCUUCAACAUCAUGACCGCCCUCUCGGCCGCCACCCCGGCCGCCCUCUCCCGCCUCGCCUCCAAACGCGCCCUGCGCUCCGCCACCAACCGCAUCGCCAAAUCCACCACCGCCACCCGCACCACCACCAGCCCCGCCUGGAAAGCCUGGCAGCUCAUCGCCCUCCGCACCGGCACCGUCGGCGUGAUCGCCGCGGGGGGCGUCGCCGCUUUCGCGCACCGCCGGCAGAUCCUCGAGGGCGUGCGCAGCGUGCGCGCGCUAACCCGCGCCGACAUCGUCCAGGGCUACCAGCAAUCGGUGGGGGCGGUGGGGCAAGGGUUGGCCUAUGUGAACCGGGGCAAUGUCGGGCAGAGCUUUGCGUGGCUGGCGGAUCAUUUUACGUUUGUUGGUGCGCUGCUGAAGCAGAAUGAAUUGACCAGGCGGCUGGAGAGGUUGGCGGGGUUGAGGGGGGUGGGUGUGUGUGAUGUGUACGCGUCGUUGGGGGAGAAUGGGUAUUGGAGUGGGGGGUAUUUUGUUCUCGAGCGGACGUUCUGCGCGGUGCCGGGGAGGGGGGAGCCUGAGGGGAGGUUGUUUGUGAGGCAUGUGGUGGAGGGGGCGAAGGAUGAGAUUGCGGCGCAUGUGGGGUUGUUUAGGAAGGGGGAUAAUGGGGACGACGACGAGGUCCCGGACGAGUCACCGAUCGAUAUCGCCGCGGCAGCCUCACUUGUGCCGCUGCCCGACGAAAUCGACGAACAACUCUCUGGGGAUACUGGCGACGCCGGGGGGGAUGGGAAAGUCGACCAGAAACGGGCCUACCUCCGCCAUCUGUUUGGAGUGGCUCAGCAGACGGGGACCAGUUUACGAUCUUACCUACCGUCGAAGCUGCCCACUGUCGAGAUGCCCAAGGUGUCAAUUCCCGCCGUCAACCUACCUAGCAUGCCUGCCAUGCCUAGUGUACCAAGUAUGCCCGCCAUGCCGAGCAUGUUGAUGCCCACGAGAAUCAAUCCGUUUUCUAAGGCACCGGCCACGGAGACGACGGCCACAGAGACAACGACUUCGGUGGGCUCAGCAGAAGCCGCAGAAGCCGCAGAAGCCGCGCCGACUGCUACAGCGAAGGUUGGCGCGGAUGAUGGGAAGUCAGGCGGGGAGGAGGCUGGCGCUGCCCGUUCGGUAUCGCUUUCUGGCAAGCGCGCUUUCGCCAGUGGGCUAUGGCAGCUCCCAAGCGGCGGAGACAGCGCCAUGUGGAAAUGA
Chaetomium globosum CBS 148.51 is the source of this 1512-nucleotide messenger RNA. RefSeq lists its product as uncharacterized. The coding region runs from base 1 to 1512 and encodes 503 amino acids. The record is from RefSeq and is a predicted model, not a curated record. NCBI's taxonomy places the organism in Eukaryota, Fungi, Ascomycota, Sordariomycetes, Sordariales, Chaetomiaceae. The transcript is spliced from 4 exons.